CACGUGAUUUGCCAGUGUGGUCUAAAUUUAAACAAACAGGAAUUUACGCCCCCAGUUUUGUUUUAGUGGCACCGCUAGGGAGUUGUUUUCGAGAAGUGUCUCAAUUUGCAUUCAAAACAGAGUCAGCAAUGAUGGAAAUCUCCGGGUUUCAGGUUUUGGUUGUUUGGGUUUGUCUUGUUGCGAGGAUUAAUGGUCAGGUGAAGCCACAACCGGAACAAGUUCAUCUUUCUGCCACAGGCAAUGUGACGGAAAUGAUUGUCACCUGGAGUACUUUUGAAGACACUCCGUCAAUGGUCCAGUUUGGGACGACAAAACCUGAUCAGAACGCCACAGGAUCCAGCACUAAGUUUGUCGACGGUGGGGUUUUGAAACGCGCACAGCUCAUCCAUCGAGUCAAACUGACGGGUCUGACACCGGGUACAAAGUACGUCUAUCGUUGUGGGAGCGACGAAGGCUGGAGUCCACUAUUUUUCUUCAGUGCCCUUCAGAACAGGACUGACUGGACCCCUCGCCUCGCCCUGUACGGUGACAUGGGCAACGUGAAUGCUCAGUCAUUGGGUCGCUUGCAAGUAGCCGCGCAGGGAGGAGAAUACGAUGCCAUCUUACACGUCGGGGACUUUGCCUAUAACUUUGACAAUGACAACGGUAUGGUUGGGGAUGAGUUUAUGCGCCAAAUUGAGUCUGUCGCAGCCUACGUGCCAUACAUGACGGCAGUUGGAAACCAUGAAAAUGCAUAUAAUUUUUCCCACUACAAGAAUCGGUUCACGAUGCCAUCCUAUGACAGCAACCAGAAUCUGUGGUAUAGCUGGAAUAUUGGACCUGUUCAUUUCGUGAUAUUUUCUACGGAGGUGUAUUUCUUCAAAGAGGAUUCAAAGCAGACAAAAGUCAACCAGUUGAAGUGGCUUGAAGAAGAUCUCAAGGAAGCCAAUGAUCCGAAGAACAGAACAGAACACCCGUGGAUCAUAACCCUUGGACACCGGCCUAUGUAUUGCUCGGACCUCGAUGGGGAUGACUGUACUAGACGGGGUAGCCUUGUGCGAGCAGCUUUGGAGGAUUUAUUCUAUAAGAACGGUGUUGAUAUGGAGAUCUGGGCCCACGAGCACAACUAUGAAAGACUGUGGCCAGUCUAUCAAGAAAAGGUUUACAAUGGCAGUAAAGAUGCACCAUACACAAAUCCAAAGGCGCCUGUGCACAUCAUCACUGGCUCGGCGGGAUGCCAAGAGCGUCAUGGUAUCUUCUUUUUGCCCAGGCCGUGGGACGCUUUCCGCGCCAAUGACUACGGAUUCACAUUGAUGCAGGUGAUCAACAAGACUCACCUAGCUUGGCAGCAAAUCUCCGAUGAUAAGCACGGGGAAGUGAUCGACAAAGUGAUGCUUAUCAAAGACAAACAUGGACCAGAAGCCUGGCUGUAAUCUUGGCAGAGGACGAUCACGACUGAGCAGCUGUAAUUAAGGAAACGGGAAAAAUUUUACUAUUGGGGUUUGUUUCGCUGCGAACGUCAGCUUUUUUAUUGUUAUAAUAUUGCUUGUCGCACCUCAAUCAGACACUCCAUUGACAAGUUAUGGCUGUUUAAAGUUUGCAUUUAUCAACAUGUCAAGAAAGUAAAUGUUGACGUAUUAAAAUUUGUAAAAAUAUUUUACAAUUGUUUUUUCUAGUUACAAUGCACUCAGGAAUUGCCAAUGUAUUAAAUAAAUGUUUUAUUCUAUGCAAAUAGUUAUACAAGAUUUGUUUUUGAAAAGAUCACACCAACGAAUUAUUUGAAAUAUAUAUGUUUAUAUAUUGGUUACUUUUAAACUUCACUUUUCAAUCUACAAACAUUUCUACAGUUUAGAGUUUCGUGCACAUCUGGCUAAGCUGAAAAAUGAUUUAUAUUGCAUAAAAAAAUUAAAUCUAAAUGCUUGAAUUCUAUGCACCACAGAUAUGAAACUUGGUUCCUCUCGACUGUGUGGUUAACAAGUUUUACAACUUGAACUACGGGGGAUCAUUUGUAAUUGCAAGCUGCACCCAGAAAAGUACCUUUAAAUUUCAUGACAGAAACCUUGCUCAAUUGAAGACAGAACUGGUAUCAAACACCUGUGAAAUUGUUCCACCUGAAAUGGUAUCGUUAGGAAGAAAACUAACAUUGAAGGUGGUUUCAAAAUAAGGUGCCCACAGGCACGCUGUGUAAGCAACGGAAUCCUGUUUCGAAAACCAAAAUACAUAAUGUACUGUGCACGCGUAUUCUGUUUUCUCAGUUAGUGCUCAAUGAGCUGAAUGUUCAACAGUUUUUAAAGAUUUUUAGCGAAUUUGUUGUUUCAAGCAAAACAGUUGUACUAAAAGGAAACGAUCCUUUGUUCUUUUAACAAUCAUUAAUAUAUAUGUAACAAAUGUACCAGAACCAUUUUGAUAAAUUCUGUUAGUUUUAAAGUUGUUUUUAACAAAAAGAUAUUCUCAGUUUUUCAGAUAUUUCGCUUUUCCCCACUGAUAAAGUAAUGGCAUUUAUCAAAUAGACGAGACUAUGAAUUUUAUCUGAACAACUAGAUCUUCUAAAAACUUGUAUGGGAAAUAAGUAUCAAACAUAUUUCAUAAAACCAAGUUAAAUUUGGUCUUGUAUGACUACAACUUUUGAUUGAAUUUAACAGAAAUUCUAACCCAAACAAGUUGGUUAUAGAACGACCCAAUUUUGGGUAGUUGCAGUUUUUACCCUUUCUUGGAUAAACUUAACACAGGCAAUUUUUCAGUGAAUCCUUCAAAAACCUCUUUGCCAAAAUUGAGGAAUUUGGAGG
Messenger RNA from Patiria miniata (bat star), 2765 nucleotides. Its product is annotated as acid phosphatase type 7-like. Gene Ontology annotation, molecular function: metal ion binding; protein binding; acid phosphatase activity. Lineage: Eukaryota; Metazoa; Echinodermata; Asteroidea; Valvatida; Asterinidae. The transcript has 12 exons. Bases 129 to 1412 code for a protein of 427 amino acids. The record is from RefSeq and is a predicted model, not a curated record.